AUGACUUCCACCGGUCUUGAGCUGUGGGAAUCAGAUGAAAAAGAACAUUUCGAAUCCUAUUUUAGAGAUAGGCUUUGGGGCACAUUGACCAUGAUGAAGUUUCUUAUUUUUGACAAAAAAAGCUGGCUUAAGCAUCUUUCCCUAGACCUGGAAACUGGUCUCGAUCCUCCAGGGAUCAAGCUAAGAGCUGCUCAGGGCUUAGCGGCCGCGGACUUUCUUGUACCGGGGUAUUGGGUUUGGGGGCCUAUAAUUAAAAAUCUCGGCUCUAUCGGUUAUGACCCUUCCAAUCUGUAUAUGGCAUCCUUUGACUGGAGACUAUCAAUAAGCGAUCUAGAAAAAAGAGAUCGAUAUUUUUCUUCUUUGAAGGAAUCGAUUGAAAAAUCAUUUGGGUUUUCCGGAACCAAGGCUGUAAUCAUAACCCAUUCUUUCGGCUCUUUGGUUUUUUUAUCAUUUAUUUCUUGGGUUACGGAAACAGAUUCCUCUUGGGUUGACAGCCAUAUCCACGCUUUUGUUAAUAUUUGUGGCCCACUACUUGGCGUUCCAAAGACGAUAUCUUCUCUUAUAUCUGGCGAUAUGAAGGAUACCGCUCAAUUGGGAAUCUUUGAAUCUGCGCUUGUUGAAUCUCUUCUUUCGAGAAAAGAAAGAGCAUAUUUGUUUAGAAGAUGGCCAUGUCUUCUUAACAUGCUCCCCAAAGGCGGAAGUCUCGUUUGGUCAGAAGAUCCUGUCGUGUAUUUGAGUAAUGGAGAAAAGUUGAAGCUGGACGAGGCCGUGCAAAAACUGUUAAUCGACUCCAAUAUAUUGCCUCCGGGAACCUCCAAGCGAAUCGCUUCCGCUUACAAGCUAAACAACACUAAAUUGUGGCCCAAUCCUCUGGAAAGUCCGCUUCCAAAUGCUCCAAAUUUGACCAUUUACUCUUUCUACGGCGUUGGAAAAGAAACCGAAAUCGGAUAUUAUUACAAAAUCAACCAAGACCUCUUUUCUAAUGGCACCAUUCUUGAAAUGCUGCAACGAUGUCAAGAUCCAAAAGACUUGAUCCAUUGUAUCUUUGAGGAAAUGGAUAUCGAGUUUGCAGAUUUUCUCCUACCCCUUGUUGUUGAUACCUCCUUUGAAGAUCAGGACAAAAAGGUUGUAAAUGGUGUAAUUUUGGGGGAUGGAGAUGGGACUGUGCCUCUUCGCUCGCUUGGGCUGAUGGGCGCUCAUUUCUGGAAAACAUCCCGACUAAAUCCAUUUGGCGUCAAAAUCGUCACGCGAGAAUAUCUGCACGAGCCUAUUUCAAUGAUAUUCCUUCCCGGAAGAGGCGGGCCUAAAACGUCAGAUCAUGUCGACAUAUUAGGAAACCACGAGAUAACAUUCGAUAUUUUGAGGAUAGUCUCGGGGAACGAAGGAUAUGAAUCCAACAUUGAUCCGGAUUUGGAUCCUGUUCAUAUUUCCCUUGUUAAGGGAAAUAUGAGCCACCUAGCCGAAGACAUCUCAGAGAAUGAGGCCUCUGGCGUGCUCUAUGAACAAGACGUUACUUGUGACUCAAAAUACCCCCAAAAUGCAAUUGAUUCCAUAUCGUGCUACGAUGG
Mitosporidium daphniae is the source of this 1568-nucleotide messenger RNA. RefSeq lists its product as uncharacterized. Gene Ontology annotation, biological process: lipid metabolic process. The record is from RefSeq and is a predicted model, not a curated record. NCBI's taxonomy places the organism in Eukaryota, Fungi, Microsporidia. Gene Ontology annotation, cellular component: cytoplasm. The transcript is spliced from 3 exons. The annotation marks the transcript as partial.